AUGGAGCCCUGCCCCCCUCAGGCACCUCCCUCCCCGGAGCGGGGCCUGGGCUCCCCCUCCCCCUCCCCCGGAGCCCUGGCUCCCCAGGCGCCCCCAAAGCUGGGCCGCCACCUGCUGAUUGAUGGCAACGGGGUCCCCUAUAUGUACACGGUUCGCCUGGAGGAAGAGCAGCCCAGGAGGGAGCUGAAGGCGCCCCCGGGGGAGGCAGCCAAGGCUUACAGCUGCCCCGAGUGCUCUCAGCUCUUUAAGAACCCCGACUGCCUGAAGCGCCACGGAAUCCUGCACUCGGACCUCCGGCCCUACGCGUGCGGCUUGUGCGCCAAAGCCUUCAAGUGGCCCACCAGCCUGCGGCAGCACCUGCUCACGCACGGCACCCGGAGCAAGCGCCGGCACGCCUGCCCCCUCUGCCCGCGGCGCUUCCUGGCCCCCCGGGAGCUGGCCCAGCACCUCCGCGGGCACUAGGCGCCCCGGACCCCCCUUCCAUCCCCUUUGGGCGGCGCUCCGGCCUCGCCACCUUCCCUGUCCGCCAAUAAAUCCCUCCCUUUCUUUUGAAGCUGCGCUGCGCUGGUCCUUGCCCUGGGGAAGCGGCGCCCCCCAGCCCACCCCCACGGAGCCGGCCCUGGCGCUCUGGGGGCUGUGGAGAAGGCUUGACUUCCCCAGAUCUGCGGGGGACCUGCCGGCCAUGCCUCGCGGGGCCGCCCCGCCCCCUGGCCCUGCGCACCACCUCCUGCCCCCGGCUGGCCCGGGCUCCCCUCCGGGGUCCUGCGCCCCAGGCCACCGGGUGGGGCGGCGUGAGCCAGGCUCUCCCCUUGGGCCCCUCCUUUCUGUCAUUCUCAUCCCACAGGCAUGCCCACCGCCCCCUAUUCCAAGCCUUCACCUCAUCCUGCCUGCUCCUCUCAAGUCACUGAUGGGCAAAAGCGUAUUAAAUGCUUGGUACGGGCCAGGUGCUGGGCUGGGAAUUGGGGUCCCCCCAAAAAUGUUCUCCUCUCAAAGAGCCGGUGUGUGCAUCAGUAAUACAUGGGAGGGGAGCAGCUGGGGCUCAGUGGAGAGCCGGGCCCAGCUGGGUGACCCUGGGCAAGUCACUUGGCCCCCAUGGCCUAGCCCUGACUCUUCUGCCUUGGAGCCAUACCCAGUGUUGACUCUAAGAUGAGGGUAAAAAAAAGUAUGUGGGAGACAGCGUAGUAGUGAGGGAGGCAGCAGCAGUAACCGGGAUUGGGAAAGGGCCCGCGUUUGACCUGCAUCUUCGAGGAAGGUAGGGGUUUGAAGGGCAAAGCUGAGGAUUCCUGGCAUAGGGAAUGGAUGGUGCCAAGGCACGGAGGGAGGAAACAGGGCCUUGUGGUCACUUACCCUGUGCCAAGGACCUUGCAAACACUUGGCGGAGGAACAGCCACCUCGUUCCCCAACUCCCCCACAUUCCCUUCCUGAUCCCCCCAUUUCCGGUGAGUGUAGCGCCCUCUUCCACUGACCCAGGUCAGCGACUGGAGUCGUCUUUGACUCUCCUCUAGCCCCAGGAGCUGCUCCACCAAAUCUUUCAUCCGCUCGUUCCGGGACCGUCACUUCCAGUCUCAACGCGUUGCCCAGCGGAUCCAUGACCUCAGCCGUGUGGCUCUAAGCCGGCGGCCCAUCCUGUGGAGCUCUUUUGUCCACAACCCACGGAGAGAUUGCAGCAUGGGUCCACCCACUGUGCUUCCUCCCGUCCUAAAGAGAUUGGCAUCGUUUGGGCAGUCCUUGGGGCUCCCUGCUGCCAUGUGACCAGCCCAUGGUCUUCUAGAGAUCCUGGAUCCUUCCCACCGUCCACUCCUGGCCAGUGUGCACAUGGCCGCAGAUGUCUCUUUGGGCGAUCGUUUUCUGGCAUUUUGUGAUCCGUGUUCCCCUCCCCCGGUACAUAGCCAGAUCUCGGCCAGGCCAGUGCCUUCCGGAGAGAUGGAUUUCCACGUCUCUUUCAAGCGCAGGCUUUGGUUUUAGGGAGGAAUUUGGGGUCAUUUGCAAUUUCCCAGAAACGAUAGAGCUUGCUCCACUCAUCUUGCUUAUUUCUGGUCUCAAUUUGCCGUGUGUGUGCGUGCGUGCCACGUGUGUCUUCAAGGCCCAGCUUGAACUCCGCCAUCUAGGAGAAGCCUCUCCAACCUGUCUUGUCUCCAGUGCCUCCCCUCAGUGGAUGAUCUUCCAGUUCCUCUCAUUAGACUGUGAGUUCCUUGAGAGCAGAAACUAUCUUCAGCCUUUCUUUGUACAGUCGGCAUUUAGUGCAGUGCCUAGCACACAGUAGGCACUUCAUAAAUGCGUGUUGACCAACCAUCCAACUGCAUGUCUCAGCUGGCCAAUUGGCUUCAUUCACUGGGUGGAAGGUCAGCCCAGCCUCUUUUAUUUGAGAGGUUAUAGAUGUCCUGGAGACGCCGCCAUGCGCGGGGCCACCCACACAACGCACCGGCCAAACAGGAGCACCUGGAGGAUCUCACUCCCCAGAGAAGGCCCUUCUGGAUUCAGCCCCCAGCCGUGCCUCCCGCAGCACCACGCUCAGCUUAUGGCUUGCCUGCUACGAAGGAUCAGAGGGCCUUCGGACAAGGCUCUCACUGUUGUAGGUCCCUGGAAAUCUUUGGCUCUUUUUGACGUGUUCUUGGGAGACACUCAUUGCAGGAGAGCUAAAGGCCACUAUUUGCCUGUCAAGUAGCUGCUUCUUUUUUCAGUCAACAAUGAGCCCAGACGACAAUGCAUUCUCCCUAUCUUGUGGUCUCCUGUUAAAUUUAUUUGUCCCAUUUUUUUCCAGGUCCUUUCUGACAUCUGCAGAUGUCUACUUGCUCUUCUCAUUAAAAUUUAAUACGGGGACAGCCGGGUAGCUCAGUGGAUAGAGAGCUAGGCCUAGAGAUAAGAGGUCCUGGGUUCAAAUAUGACCUCAGACACUUCCCAGAUGUGUGACCCUGGGCAAGUCACCUGACCCCAUUGCCUAGCCCUUACCACUCCUCUGCCUUGGAACGCUUCCAGGGCAGGACUUGCUUCUUUUAUCUUUGUUUUCCCAUUUCACUACUCCAGGCCCAAAGUGGGCUUCUGACAAAUUCCUGUUGAUUGACGGCUCUCUAGUCCAGCUUUUUCAAAACUUGGUUUACUUUAUUUAGAUCUGACCAUGUCACUCCCCUAUGAGAAGUCUUCCCUGGCUCUCUGUGCCCUUGAGUGUGACAUUAACAUGCCUUUACAGUU
Monodelphis domestica (gray short-tailed opossum) is the source of this 3189-nucleotide messenger RNA. The record is from RefSeq and is a predicted model, not a curated record. Lineage: Eukaryota; Metazoa; Chordata; Mammalia; Didelphimorphia; Didelphidae.